Molecule: messenger RNA, 3245 nt
Organism: Ictalurus furcatus (blue catfish)
Lineage: Eukaryota; Metazoa; Chordata; Actinopteri; Siluriformes; Ictaluridae
Gene: adoa
Product: 2-aminoethanethiol (cysteamine) dioxygenase a
Exons: 1
Coding region: 1013-1765 (250 amino acids)
Cellular component (GO): mitochondrion
Molecular function (GO): oxidoreductase activity, acting on single donors with incorporation of molecular oxygen, incorporation of two atoms of oxygen
Source: RefSeq, a predicted model, not a curated record
ACAUCGUGAAGAUGGCUGGGUUCUUCAGGGCUUAAUGUACAGACAUUAUCAUCUGUGUAUACUAUAUCUUGUUAUGGCAUUGAGUUGCUGUGCGGUGGAUUAAAGAAUUUAUGCACAUUACUGAAAAAUAUUCCCAAAAUAUAAUAGCAUAUGAGAAUCAAUGAUCCACACGAGGUAAGUUACUGUUUACUUUUUGUGUUACUUUUUAUGAUCUCAGCUGUAUUUUAUCUAAUGGAGCAGAUUUUACUUCAUGGAAGUAGGACAUGUGUCUCUGUAUCUUAAAUGAUGUCAACUAGCAAGGAAGGAGAGGAGUUAAAAUACAUGUUAUGGUCCACAGUGGUGAUGGGGGAAGGGACAGGGUUGAAUGGCCCGACGGUCCUCCCAAUACUCCCCCUACUCACCAGAGACUUGAGCUGGGAGAUGGGAAUUCUGGGUAUUGUAGUACAACAAUAGUGUGAAUUUAUAAUCAUAGGCCACUUAAAUUAAAGGCCCUAUAGCAUUUUUUUCUUUUACUUUAUGCGACACCAACUUUGCGACAAAAUGUAUUUUAGUAAACGUGUAUAUUUUCAGACAUGGCUGAUUUUCAACUGCCUGGAUUAAUUGUAAAUAAACUACAAGUCACAUUGUGCUUCACGUUUUGGCGCAUGCGCAGUAGACGCGGAUAUGUAAUAGUCUACUGGUAGAUAUGAGCGGAGAUGGGGAAGGAGCCGCUGUGCAGGUUUUAAACCAUAAUAAAUAAAAACAAUAACUAAUCACGCAUUCUUUUUUCUUUUCUUUUCUUUUCUUUUCUUUUUUUUUAAAUUCUGUAAGUUUGUAAUCUACAAUGUUUGUUGCGGAUGUCGGAAAUAUGGUGGUCUUGCACGAUGCAACAUCUGGACGCUCAUUUUGUCUAGCCAGCUGUUUUGGUUUUGGGCGUUAAAAGAAAGAAAAGAAAGGAAGAUCCUUGUUUGUGUGUGUGUGUGUGUGUGUGUGUGUGUGUGUGUGUGUGUGUGUGUCUUUUGCAAAGCAAAAAAUGCUACGGGACAGCAGCAAACCUUCACUCAUCCAGAAAAUCGCAACCCAAGCACAGGUUACGUUUAAAAACUGCGACGGUAAAGAGUUGUUGGCGAACUUGGCGGAUCUGCGCGCGCUGCUGAGCGACAUCAGGGCCGCAGACCUCAACAUCGCGCCGCCGAAGAAGAAAGGAUCUGGCUCGGGGACGCGAGCGCGCCGCAGAGCUCCAGUCACCUACAUGCACAUCUGCGAGACCCCGACGUUCAGCAUGGGCGUGUUCGCGCUGCGGAGCGGCGUCUCCAUCCCUCUGCAUGACCACCCUGGAAUGAACGGCAUCCUCAAGGUGCUCUACGGCAAGGUACGGAUCCGCUGCUUCGACAAGCUAGACGGGACCCCUGACCCAGAUCCUGACCUUGAGACCGUAUCCGGUGCUGGGAGUGAGGCUGUGCAGAAGGACGCGGUGUGCCUGGCCGCGCUGCGCUCCAGCGGUGAGUUCACGCAGCAGAGCGCGCCGUGCGUGCUGAGCCCCCGCACGGACAACCUGCACCAGAUCGACGCGCUUGACGGACCCGCUGCCUUCCUGGACAUCCUGGCACCGCCGUACGACCCGGAUGACGGCAGGGACUGUCACUACUACCGACUGUUACGCACGGCCAGCAAGAACGGGGAAGAUAAAAAGGACGAGGAGACCGUCUGGCUUUUAGAGGUCCCCCAACCCGAGGAGUUCUGGUGCGGGGGCGAGCCUUACCCCGGCCCAAAAGUUACCCUGUAGGAACUUAUUGCCUUAUUGAAGUGUUGGGCGUAUUUACUUUCUGGGAUGAGACAUGAAGGCUCAGUUACAAUUAGAUUAUAGUAAAUUAAGAACUGUGAUUAGGAUAGAACAAUAGUGCAAACAAUCAGACAACCCGGUGACAUUGGAUCCUUGAUGCACAAUAUGGACAAAACUAGGCUACACUUUCAGAGAAAAAGAGUACUAAACUGUACCUUUCCGUGUGGUUGGCGUUGUACGCUCACCUUUUGCAUCUUGAGUAUGAAACUUUUUACCUAAACAGGUGCAUGUAGUGUGAAAACUACUUAUAGUCAAUUUAAAUCAUUUAAAGGUCUACAAAACAUGUCCCCUUGAGCUUAACACCCGAGCAACAAGGAACGGUACAGCUUAAUCCUACUUUUUUCUAAGUAGAGCCUGUAUAGAUUUGGGCAAAGUGGCAAAUAUAUAUUUGAUAAAACAUAGAACCACACACACACACACACACACACACAUAGAUAGAUAGAUAGAGAGAAAGAUAGAGACAUCCUGUCCUAGUAUAUAGUGUUGCUGUGACUUGCAAAGAUGUUUGAAACAGACACAAAACAGUGAACCGUAUUUACAGCAUUAAACAAUUUAAUAAGGGAUCAUUCAAUAAUGGUUCAAAUGUGACAUAACCUUUUAUCAGUUCAGUUAUAACUGUGACGUUGGGACACGAGCGAUCGUUUACAGACUCGAUAAUCCGUUUAAAUCUUCUUCCUUUUUUUUUCUUUUUUUUUUUUAAAAUGAAAUUUGCACUUGGUCAGUGUUUUACACUACAGACAAAAAGCUGGUAUUUUCUUGAAAACAAACAAAAUCCUGUAUCCUGAUGCAGUAAUCAAUAGAGUCUUAAAGGACAUAUCCUUCACGCCUCAUAUUGUCAUUGAAAUCAAAAUGAGUGAAUUUCGCCGAAAUUAAAUGGUUGGAUUUCAUUUAGCUUCACAGUGAAUGUUUUUGGGUUUUUUUUUUUAAAAAAAAAGGUGUAAACACUAACUAAACUCUAUAACCUUAACCUUUGCAUCUUAUCAUUCUACUUGAACGAGAACCUGUUGAUUACAGACAAUGCCGGAAGGUCAUUUUGACCAAAGUUAUUUAUGUUUGUGGAACAGAAACGCUCAUCUGGCGUUUCCAAGUUCAGUCAGAGCACACACCAUUUAACUCAUUUAACCUUCUGUAAUAGUAUUCCAAAGGUCAAUACUUUCAGUCAUACUAUGGAUAACAACCAGCUUCAAUUUCAGAAAUAAAGGAACCAAAAUGUACUUUCCUCAUCGCUGGUGUGGUCCAAUCAAGAGUACAUCUUUGUACCAUUACUAUGCUACUAUCAUUUACCUGGGAACAUGCAUGUGGUGUACCUUUUCAUUAGCUUACAUGGUUAUUAAUGUCCAAUUAUGUAUCUUAAAAUAUUUUAAAGGUAUAACGUGUUCUAGUACUGAGAUGUAUUUCUAAGCAUCUGCCCAGUGUUUCUCAG